AAAUAUGUUAUCGACAGUGAGUACGGCUUUUCUUCAGAGAGCGUAAUGUCAUGGACUGUACAUUAGCUAACUGGCUAGCCGAGUACUGCUAGCUAGAUGCUGCCGUGUAUCCGAAGAAACCAGCGAUGACUUACAGCGAUUUCUAUGGAUAAACAUCUGUUAAUGCGGGAUUUUAGACAGCUGCCAAACCACAGGUUCGACUUUGAAAAAGUUAAAUCAUCCUACCAACUGUCAUGGACAACGUGAAACCUCGCAGCAAUGAUGAGGAUGAAGAGCUACACUCAACAGACCCAGAGAGUAAAGAGAAGAGCAAAGAUAAAAAGACCCUGUGUAAAGUAAAGUGGUCCAGAGAUGAGGAUGAAAAGCUUAAAAAACUUGUAGAGCAGCAUGGAACUGACUCCUGGAAACUAAUUGCAAACUUUUUUCCAGGGAGGACAGAUGGCCAGUGUCAGCACCGCUGGCAGAAGGUGCUCAACCCAGAGCUGGUGAAAGGACCCUGGACAAAAGAGGAGGAUCAAAAGGUUAUUGACCUAGUUCACAAGUAUGGCCCCAAGCGUUGGUCAGUGAUCGCCAAGCACCUCCAGGGGAGGAUUGGAAAGCAGUGCCGUGAACGGUGGCACAACCAUCUAAACCCAGAGGUGAAGAAGUCCUCAUGGACUCAGGAAGAGGACCGAAUCAUCUAUGAGGCCCACAAACGCCUUGGCAACCGCUGGGCAGAGAUCUCCAAACUUCUUCCUGGACGGACAGACAACUCCAUCAAGAACCACUGGAACUCCACCAUGAGGAGGAAGGUGGAGCAUGAGGGGUACCUGCAAGAUGGCUGCAAGAGUUUCACCUCCUCUCAUGCUGGAGCAAAGCGACGCCACCACAGACCGUGUCCUCCAACUCCAACAGAGUCACAGCAUUGUGAUAGCAGUCCCCUGCCUAUAACAGGACCCAACCAGAUGGGGGGAUAUCCUUAUGAUCCUCACAGUGGACACUUGAUGGACGGUCUUCCUGAUAAUUCAGGCUUCAUAUCGCAGAGUUUGGAGCAGUACUCAGCCUGGUCUGAUAGUGUGUCAGAUGACACAAUGACUACAAGUAGCAGCAGCCUGGAGGAGCAGGCGGAGAGAAGGCCCUGGAGGAGCCCUGAGGUCCCCCAAGGACCUCCACCACAGCUUCCCGUCUCCCCAAGCAAGUUCCUGGCUGUAGAGGCCAGCACUGUGCUCUCUACCCUGCAGACCAUACCGGAGUUUGCAGAAACCAUGGAGCUCAUUGACUCAAUGUGUUUUGCUCUGCAGGACCCUGUGGCAUGGAGCGACGUGGCCAGUUACGACUUGUCAGAGACCACAACGCCACCCAGGCACAACCAGGCAGGGUACACCUCGCUCCUGCAAGAGAGGACGAUUGACAGUUCAAUGGGCUACACAGUCAACACUUCGAACGCCAUUUCUGAUCGUGAUAAGAGCUGUGCUCCAUUUGGUCUGAGCAGCGUCACCUCCCUGACUCCAAUCAACUCAUCCAAACCCACCCAGGCAUCCGUAGGGAGGAAGAGGAGAAGAGAGAGGGGGGAACCGUCCCCUACAUGUGACAGGACCUGCUCAUCAUUCUUGGAAAAUAUCUCAAAUUCUCCCAAGAAAACGCCCACAAAGUCACUGCCGUUCACUCCGUCACGAUUCUGCAACAUAUCAGGGGCGGAGCAUCUGAAUCUGGAUAACCCCGCCCUCACGUCAACACCUGUGUGUGGCCAAAGGUGUCUCCUCAACACGCCACUCCACAAAGACACCACACCUAAGCACCAGAAAGAGAAUGAUGGUUUGCGGACCCCCAAAUUCCGUAAAACUGUCAUGAUUCCAACUCCGAGGACACCGACUCCCUUCAAAAAUGCUUUGGCUGCCCAGGAGAAAAUGCAUGGGCCUCUGAAGAUGGAGCCACAGCCUUUGGCAUUUCUAGAGGAGGACAUUCGAGAGGUUCUGAAGCAGGAGACUGGAGCAGACAUCUUUAACAGAGCAGACGUCCAAUCAGACUACAGAGCAUGGAAACAUAAUAUUGAUGGUCCAGCGAGAAAGGUGCGUAAAUCUCUUGUGCUUGACCCCUGGGGGAAAGACUGCCUGAACAUCCAACUCUUUCAAGAGCAGCUCAACAAUGCACAAGUGACAGAUGAAAGUCUACUGACGGGCUCUUCACUGGUCGCCCCAGUCCCUGAGCAAGAGGACUGUAGCCGUUCUUUGACUGCUAGUCGAGAGGAGCACUCAUUAGUCCCUGUUCAUCCUCAUCGCUUUACCAGCCCCCGGAUGAAGAAGCUUCUUGCCUCCCACAAAGCACCAAAACACGCCGCUGUACAGGUGAGUGAUUGGGAAGCAGUGGUUUAUGGGAAGACAGAGGACCAGCUGAUCAUGACAGAGCAGGCCCGUCAGUACCUAACCCCCUACACGUCUUCUGGCUCUACCUCAAGGGCCCUUGUGCUUUAAAGCCGUCCCCUCGCUGCGAAGGCAACACUACU
Molecule: messenger RNA, 2482 nt
Organism: Plectropomus leopardus (leopard coralgrouper)
Lineage: Eukaryota; Metazoa; Chordata; Actinopteri; Perciformes; Serranidae
Gene: mybl1
Product: MYB proto-oncogene like 1
Biological process (GO): regulation of DNA-templated transcription
Cellular component (GO): nucleus
Molecular function (GO): RNA polymerase II cis-regulatory region sequence-specific DNA binding; DNA-binding transcription factor activity, RNA polymerase II-specific
Source: RefSeq, a predicted model, not a curated record